CGCCAUGCAGAGCUCUGGCUCCAACGUACCUCCGCCCAAGCGCUAUGAUGGACGCGACGGAGGUCCUGUCUAUGAUGCCAGCCAUGGUGGUCACUAUGGCGCCAGUUCCUAUAUCGCAUCGCAGGGUAGCGCCCCUCCACCAGAGACAUUCACCGGACAGUGGUCGAACGUGAGUCGGGACAUACAAGACUCCUAUGCCACUUGCACUGACACUCCUGGCUCCACAGNNGUAUCCCAAGGACUUUCCGGCAACUACAGAGACAUUCUCAACACAUACUGGCAAAACCAAGUCACCAAGCUCGAGACGGACGAGCAUGACUACAAGAUUCACCAACUACCACUGGCUCGCAUCANNAAAAAAGUCAUGAAGGCCGACCCCGAAGUCAAAAUGAUCUCAGCCGAAGCACCCAUCCUGUUCGCCAAGGGCUGUGACAUAUUCAUAACAGAGCUGACUAUGCGCGCAUGGAUCCACGCAGAGGAGAACAAGAGACGCACCUUGCAACGUAGUGAUAUUGCAAGCGCCCUGGCCAAGAGCGACAUGUUUGAUUUCCUCAUCGACAUCGUGCCUCGCGAAGAUGCCACCCCUCAACACAAACGCAGACAGGACUUCCCGCCGGGCAGCUUCCCAGUUUCGGACGCGCAGAUAGCAACUGCUGGACCUUCGAUGCAGGCUCCACCCGCGGCAGCACAGCUUCAGAGCCAGGAACAGGGACAGCAACACAUGCAGCCGACAGACUAUUCUGCCAUGGGCCAGCACGUGGCACAAGAGCCGUACCAGACGCAGCAGGGCAUGUACCCGCCUCCUGCACCCUCGGCCGGCUAUGCGCAGCCACACAGCUUUGACCCUAACAUGUAUGCUGGUGGCUACAGCAUUAUGCAACAGACGCGUUUAGNNCAAAUGUACCCUCCACAAGGCCCUAGAAUGGCGGAUCCUUCAAUGACCGCUAACGACGGCCAACACCAUUAUCGUGCACCUGAAGACGAUGCCGAGGGCGAGAGGGACCAGUACGAAGUA
Aureobasidium uvarum is the source of this 1015-nucleotide messenger RNA. Lineage: Eukaryota; Fungi; Ascomycota; Dothideomycetes; Dothideales; Saccotheciaceae. The record is from the annotation of a GenBank genome assembly.